GUAAACACUUCAGCCUCUUUCGUUUUUCUUUUCUAUUUUAUCCGUGAUCCACACGUGAUUUAGCUACACGUUUACGUCAUCACGCACAAGGAAGUGAGCUUGGAGGGAGUUGUAAGCUAAGCAUGGCUGCAAAGGUAGUUUUCCCCAGAAGGGCUGAUCCAGCUGAGCUGAAGUCUAUUUUUUUAAAGUAUGCAAGCAUUCAGAAAAAUGAAGAGCACUUCAUGUCUCCCGAGGACUUCGUCUGUCGGUUCCUCCAUGCGCACACAGACGUCAGGCUGUCUGAGGGGGCUGUAAACUUGCUGGCAGGUGUUGUUGACCAGACCAAAGAUGGGUUGAUUUCCUUCCAGGAGUUUCUUGCGUUUGAGUCUGUGUUGUGUUCUCCGGAUGCACUCUUCAUGGUCGCCUUCCAGCUGUUUGACAAAACCGGAAACGGAGUGGCAACGUUCGAUGAUGUGAAGCAGGUUUUUGGCCAGACCACUAUUCAUCAGCACAUUCCUUUUAACUGGGACUCGGAGUUCAUGCAGCUGCACUUUGGCAAGGAGCGAAAGAAGCACCUCUCGUAUGGAGAGUUCACACAGUUCCUACUGGAAAUGCAACUGGAGCAUGCAAGGCAGGCUUUCAUCCAGAGGGACAAGGCCCGAACCGGCACUAUCACUGCCCUGGACUUCCGGGACAUCAUGGUCACCAUCCGGCCACACAUGCUGACGCCGUUUGUGGAGGAGUCCUUGGUCGCCGUCGCUGGUGGUGGCACCUCCCACCAGGUCAGCUUCUCCUACUUCAGUGGCUUUAAUUCUCUGCUGAACAACAUGGAGCUCAUGAGGAAGAUCUACUCCACUCUGGCCGGGAGUCGCAAAGACGUCGAGGUCACUAAAGAGGAGUUCAUCAUAGCGGCGCAGAGGUUUGGUCAGGUGACCCCCAUGGAGGUGGACAUCCUGUUUAAGCUGGCUGACCUGUCUGAGCCGCGGGGGCGCGUGGGCCUCCUCGACAUCGAACAGAUCGCGCCGUUGGAGGAGGGGGCUCUUCCGUACAACCUUGCCGAGGUCCAGAGACAGCAGUCCACCGGCGAGGUGUCCCGCCCCUUCCUCGUCCAGGCAGCCGAGUCCGCCUACAGGUUCGGCUUGGGCUCAAUCGCUGGAGCUGUGGGCGCCACCGCGGUGUACCCCAUCGACCUGGUGAAGACCCGCAUGCAGAACCAGCGCACGUCGGGCUCCUUCGUCGGGGAGCUGAUGUACAAGAGCAGCUUCGACUGCUUCAAGAAGGUGGUGCGCUACGAGGGCUUCUUCGGCCUCUACAGAGGUCUGGUACCGCAGCUUCUGGGUGUGGCUCCAGAGAAGGCCAUAAAGCUUACAGUGAAUGAUUUUGUCCGAGGAAAAACUGUCCAGAAGGAUGGAACGAUCCCACUUCCCGCUGAAAUCCUUGCUGGCGGAUGUGCCGGCGGCUCCCAGGUGAUCUUCACCAACCCGCUGGAGAUCGUGAAGAUCCGGCUGCAGGUCGCCGGGGAGAUCACCACGGGCCCCCGGGUCAGCGCGCUGUCCGUCAUGCGGGACCUGGGCUUCUUCGGCCUCUACAAGGGCGCGAAGGCCUGCUUCCUGCGCGACAUCCCCUUCUCGGCCAUCUACUUCCCCUGCUACGCGCACACCAAGGCGGCCCUGUCGGACCAGGACGGGCGCGUGGGGCCGGGGAGGCUGCUGCUGGCGGGGGCCCUGGCGGGCAUGCCCGCUGCCUCUCUGGUGACCCCUGCUGAUGUUAUCAAGACCCGCCUGCAAGUGGCCGCUCGUGCUGGCCAGACCACGUACAAUGGGCUUCUUGACUGCUUCUGGAAAAUCCUGAGGGAAGAAGGGCCUCGAGCUUUCUGGAAAGGAGCCGGAGCUCGAGUGUUCCGUUCCUCACCGCAGUUUGGAGUCACUCUGGUGACCUAUGAGCUGCUGCAGAGAUGGUUCUACGUGGACUUCGGUGGACAAAAACCAGUUGGCGCGGAACCCACCCCCAAAUCUCGAAUCAGCCUGCCGGCACCGAAUCCGGACCAUAUCGGGGGUUUCAGGUUGGCGGUGGCCACGUUUGCGGGAAUCGAGAGUAAAUACGGGCUCCAUCUUCCGCGGUUCAGUGUACCAGCGCCUCCCUCCGCGGAUCACCCCUGAGAGGACAUGCACCACCCACACACACCCACACACACGCACACACACAUACCACACACGCACGCACACACACACACACACACUCACACACACACACAUAUACCACACACGCACACACACACACGUACCACACAUGCACGCACACACACACACAUACCACACACACACACACGCACACGCACACACGCACACACACACACACCUGCUCUGUGCCUCUUCUCAGCCCAUCCUAUGAAAGCAGAAGUGCUUCCUACAGAGUGGCUGUAGUCAAUAUCUUACUGACAGAAUCACACCAUGACUAGUACAAUACUCACACCAUUAAAUUAGUAUUAAAGAUUGGAUUUAAAGUAUUUUUUUAGUAAUAUUUAUCACCAUAUGACAUUAUAUUGCUGUAAAAGUUAUACUUGCAAAAGUGCUGGUAUGUUACCAGUAUAAAUACUGUAGUAUCCUGUGUACUGUCAACUGUCUCGUUCACUAUUAACUUUUUGAGGAGUGAGAUGUUUAUUCAUGUGGCCAUGUAAUUGUCUCAUAUCUCACAUGUUUUCUUGGAAGAAGAGGUUUUUCCAACCACAUGAGUUAUAACUCGCUUAGUGAUUUUGGGUUGAUUAUCGUUGCUAGCAAACAAUCCAUCCAGCAGGAAGCACUCCUAACCGGUUUUCAGGUUUGACUAGGUUUAGUUAAGGUCACGUCCAAACAGAUGCAAAUGAGUGUAAAUGGUAUACGGAUUAUAUAAAUGAUGUAACCAUUGUAAUUUAAUGGUUAAAUGCAACUAUCAGCAAAACUUGUGAUAAGAAAGCACAGGGACUUCCGGGUGGAAUUACUGUGAUCAGAGAAUUAAAAAAAAAUGCUUCAUAACAACAACAUGCAGCUGUUCCUUUGUUCAGGAAGCAUAUUAAUUGCUGCAAAAUUAUGUAAUUGAAUCUUUAAAGGAGUGGUAUCAUGACAUAAAUAGCGAAUAAUUGUAAAACUUGAAUGUAAUUUAAUUUUAAUUAUUUAAAGAAUUCUAAAGUAGCAAUAUGUGAGUGAUUGUGUUGAAUCUUGGUCUAUUUUUAGAGUGAAAAUGACUGUAGUGUCUGUCUUUACUGUGUGUUACUGAGAUGUGAAUAACAGUCAGGCCCAGCCAAUGAGACUGCAUUGUUUCUCAGUCAGAAGGUGGUAACUGCAGAAAUGAUUAAUCACUGUCAAUUUGAUUCUCUAAUUUAAUUUUAUGUUUUGCAGAGCGGUGAUACAUUAGAGCGUGUAUGGUGUGUCGUACGUGUGCCUUAGGCUAUGUAUGGCAGGAAUGUGUGUACCAAUACAAAAGAGUAAUAAUGUACUGUUAUACUUACAUAUAUACUAAUACAUAUGCUAAUGCUAACAGACAAGUGCCUCAUCUUUGCCACUUGUCAAGAGAAAUGUAUUUAUUUUCAUUUAUACUUUGACCAAUCCUGAAGUUACUACACAUUUCAUUUAUUUUGUCAAUGUGGUUUAAUUCAGCAUAGCAACACACAGUUUGCUAGUGGAAGGUGCUUAAACACUAGUCUUGCUGACAAUUUUGUCUGAAGUACAACAUUAUCUGAUUAUGCUGGACUGAAAUAAAUGAACUGAAAUAUAUUUCUUUCAA
Messenger RNA from Anguilla anguilla (European eel), 3738 nucleotides. Its product is annotated as calcium-binding mitochondrial carrier protein Aralar2. The coding region runs from base 123 to 2138 and encodes 671 amino acids. Lineage: Eukaryota; Metazoa; Chordata; Actinopteri; Anguilliformes; Anguillidae. Gene Ontology annotation, molecular function: L-glutamate transmembrane transporter activity; L-aspartate transmembrane transporter activity; calcium ion binding. Gene Ontology annotation, biological process: malate-aspartate shuttle; L-glutamate transmembrane transport; aspartate transmembrane transport. The transcript is spliced from 18 exons. The record is from RefSeq and is a predicted model, not a curated record.